CUUUGGUUCAAUGAUUUUGAAAGAAAAAAUUGAUUUUCCCUCAGUCUCCUACCCAAAUGAAAAGAAUUUGGUUGGGUGAGGACACUCACGGAUGACUGGGGAAAGUCCUGAAAAUAGUGCUUAGCCUUAGCGCAACACAUUGCGGCGCCGUGCUCUGGUGUGCCGUAGGCUUCAACAGCAAGACACGCAAGAGUUUGUCCUUCUCUACACCGACUCACUCCCAUCCCCUAUCACAUUUUUCUCGAAAUUGCUCGGAGAUCGGCUGGGUAAAGCAAUCGGAAGUCGGGAACUACCAUGAACCGGGGAAACGAUAUCAACCCGUUCGAGGAAGAAGUGCCUGAAGUCAAUCCAUUCGCGAAUGGCAGCACUGCUCCUGCAUCUAAAUCACGCAUUCCUAAAAUGUUUGCUAAUACUCUUGGGUUCGGCCAAAAGCACGAUGCUACUGUUGAUAUACCACUGGAUUCAAUGAACAAAAAAGAGAAGGACCUGGCAAAUUGGGAGGCUGAACUGAAAAGGAAAGAAAAGGAGAUCAAAAACAGAGAAGAUGCUCUCUCUAGGGCUGGUGUUCCCGUCAAUGAUAAGAAUUGGCCUCCCUUUUUCCCAAUCAUACACCAUGAUAUUGCCAAUGAAAUACCAGCUCAUUCUCAGAGGAUGCAGUAUUUGGCCUUCGCUAGUUGGCUGGGCAUUAUUCUCUGCCUUACAUUCAAUAUCAUUGCCGUGGUCGUGUGUUGGAUAAAGGGAGGAGGUGUCAAGAUCUUUUUUCUUGCUGUAAUAUACGCCUUACUUGGAUGUCCCUUGUCCUAUGUUUUGUGGUAUCGGCCUCUCUAUUAUGCAAUGAGGACUGACAGUGCACUUAAAUUUGGCUGGUUUUUUAUGUUCUACAUGCUCCAUGUCGGGUUUUGCAUAUUUGCCGCCAUUGCUCCACCCAUUGUCUUUCAUGGAAAAUCAUUAACGGGCAUCCUUGCUGCAAUUGAUGUAUUCUCUGACCAUGUUCUGGUUGGGGUCUUUUACUUGAUUGGGUUUGGCUUGUUCUGCUUGGAAUCACUGCUGAGCCUGACGGUGCUACAGAAAGUUUAUAUGCACUUCCGAGGACACAGGUGACACUACAAUUGUCGUGCGGGCGUGUUUCCAAGAUGGCGAACAACUGCUAUACAUUUGGUGGACUGUUAAAUUAAUGUGUAAUUUUGUGUGUUUAUUAUCACCAUUACAGAGUACUAGUAGUGUAUAAGCUCUUUAAGUGUUUUUCUUGUACUCCGGGGUGUAUAUUUGUCUGGGAUAUUUCACAAGCUUUAAUAUUUCUUCAUGCAUAUAUUAAUUUCUGUUAAAUUCUUUAAUUUUUUAUGCCUUGAAUUUUAUUCCCACCAGGAAGGUACGCGAUUCUGUUCUGU
Molecule: messenger RNA, 1388 nt
Organism: Cuscuta campestris
Lineage: Eukaryota; Viridiplantae; Streptophyta; Magnoliopsida; Solanales; Convolvulaceae
Source: the annotation of a GenBank genome assembly